AUGGCUCCCAUCACAGCUAUCAUCGACAAGACCAGCGCCAAUGAUAGUGUCAUAAAGCUAUUCUACGCUACCGGGAAAGCCCAGCUUGGCCUUGCCCUGUGGUCAGGCACGAAGGAUGCAGACCCUCAAGACCCAGUCCAGACUCCCCAGGAAGUCGGAAAUGGCCAAUACAUCCUCAACCCAUCUCAGAUGGCGAGUGUCAACUCUCAAGGUAUAGAGAGAGUCUUUGCACUCACAACAGACAACCCGUUCAAGGUCACCCGCGAUGACUUUUACAAUAUCUCCGAAAUUUCUGAGUCAAAGCAGAAGCGGCUGGUCGAGGUACCAAUUGGCAACACCACGCUUGCUUCUUGUGGGAAUGGUGAUAAUGCUUGGGUCUACUACAGCAGAAUCAUGGGCAAUGGCAGAACCCUCGUGGAAUUAAACCUCCAAACCUCACAAAGCAAUGAUCUCAUAUGGACCCAUGAUCUCUGGAUCAAUUCCUUUGCCGCUGCUUGGUACGAUACUGUAAAUGACAAGCGCUGCGUUAUAUACGAGGGAAGUUUCCUCGUAGAUUAUGUCGUCGACAGCGGCUCACCUGGUACAGCAAUAUCCUCGACUGGAGAUAUGCAGCGCAACACUCCCGUAGCCGUUGCAUUCGAUAAUGGUAAAGUGUUUCUUUAUUACUGUGGAAGAGGCGCUGCUGGUGGCAUUCGGCGUACCAUCAGAACGAACAAUACUUGGGGUACUUCUUCGCUCAUUGAUAGUCGUAAUAUUUCUCAGGAUAGCCAGCUUACUGUGGUGAGAGCUAAUGGGAUCAACCAUUUGUUCUUUGUGGCGAGAGAUCAGAAUGAGGAGGAGGAUGAUUACUUUGUGCACUACCCAGAUGAGAUUAGUUAG
Messenger RNA from Fusarium mangiferae, 879 nucleotides. RefSeq lists its product as uncharacterized. The record is from RefSeq and is a predicted model, not a curated record. The transcript is spliced from 3 exons. Bases 1 to 879 code for a protein of 292 amino acids. Lineage: Eukaryota; Fungi; Ascomycota; Sordariomycetes; Hypocreales; Nectriaceae.